This is a messenger RNA of Beauveria bassiana ARSEF 2860, 1062 nucleotides long. Its product is annotated as stomatin-like protein. Gene Ontology annotation, cellular component: plasma membrane. The transcript has 2 exons. Lineage: Eukaryota; Fungi; Ascomycota; Sordariomycetes; Hypocreales; Cordycipitaceae. The coding region runs from base 1 to 1062 and encodes 353 amino acids. The record is from RefSeq and is a predicted model, not a curated record.
AUGUCUUCGGGCGACCCCAUUCUCAACAACGGCGAGGGCACCUCUACCAAGUUUGCCGACGAGGAGGCCGCUAAUCGCUCGCCGAGAAAUGGCAACGCGCCAGGCCCCGGCGGCUUCGUGUCCCAGGCGCGCAUGACAGUUGUGCCCCCAAGCGAGGAUGACUUGCAAAAGAGUUACGCCAAGGUCGUUGGCUCCGAGGCCAAUCCCAAGGGCUGGUACGGAAGCAUGGUCAACGGCAUUGGCGCCAUCAUCGGCACCAUGGGUGCCUUUCCCUGCUGCUUCUGCUGCCCCAACCCCUACAAGUCGGUCCAGCAGGGCAACGUCGGCCUCGUCACCAAGUUUGGCCGCUUCUACAAGGCUGUCGACCCGGGCCUCGUCAAGAUCAACCCGCUCUCCGAGCACCUGCUCCAGGUUGACGUCAAGAUCCAGACGGCCGACGUGCCCGAGCAGGUCUGCAUGACAAAGGACAAUGUCACGCUCCGUCUCAAGUCGGUCAUCUACUACCACAUCGUCUCCCCGCACAAGGCCGCCUUUGGCAUCUCCAACGUCCGCCAGGCCCUCAUGGAGCGCACCCAGACCACCCUGCGCCACGUCGUCGGCGCCCGCGUCCUGCAAGACGUCAUUGAGCGCCGCGAGGAGAUUGCCCAGUCCAUUGGCGAAAUCAUUGAAGACGUCGCCGCCGGCUGGGGCGUCCAGGUCGAGAGCAUGCUCGUCAAGGACAUCAUCUUUUCUCAGGAGCUGCAGGAGAGCCUGUCCAUGGCCGCGCAAAGCAAGCGCAUCGGCGAGUCCAAAAUCAUCGCCGCCAAGGCCGAGGUCGAGUCAUCCAAGCUGAUGCGCCAGGCCGCCGACAUCCUCUCCUCGGCCCCCGCCAUGCAGAUUCGCUACCUCGAGGCCAUGCAGGCCAUGGCCAAGAGCGCCAACUCCAAGGUCAUCUUCAUGCCCGGCGCCGCCAGCAACGUGGCCUCGACUCUGGGCCAGGCCGUCAACGCCACCAGAGACGACGAGCACCAGGAUAAUGGGCUCAACCAGGUGGUCCAAGCCCGUGUCAUUGAAAAUAUUUGA